AGGAAGCUCCUCUUUCAGUUCCAUUGUUUCCUAAGUGUUUGUGAGGCUCGCUCAUGGGCAAGGAGCCAGGAAGGGGAAGGUUCCAGCAGGGGAGCUGAGGGUGAGCAGGCGUGUGCGCCUUCUGUCCCAGUGGGUGCUCUUUGACGGGACAUGGGUGCAGGCUGUUGCAGUAGCUGCUUGAGGCCAGUCUGAGCACAGGCGGGAGCCCGGGGGCCUGCGCGGGGAGGGGUGACCUGCUCUCCUCUCCUCUCUUCUACUUCAGAGCAUGACAGACCUGGUGAACUGCAACAUCAUGUCAGUGGUCCAGAUGACCCGCGUCGUCCUGCCCAGCAUGGUCACCAGGCGCAGAGGCGUCAUCAUCAACGUCUCCUCGAUGACCAGCUUAUGGAGUGUCCCAUUCUUGAACAUGUAUGCUGCGUCCAAGGCCUUCGUGCGAAGCUUCUCCAACGCCUUGGCCACAGAGUACCGCCCCUAUGGCAUCACCGUGCAGACCGUGAGUCCCGCUAUUGUCUCCACAAACAUGGCCAAUAACCUCCCACCUGGGCCUCUGAUCAUGCGGUCUGAAGACUUUGCCCGGGAGGCGCUGGACACCCUGGGCCUGUCGUCUGACGUCUCUGGCUGCCUGAGCCAUGCCUUGCAGGUUUGCCUGAUGCCUUUCCUCAUGCCCCAGUGGCUUCUACACACUCAGUGGGGAAGCCGGCUUGUCAAGCAGAACUUAAACAAAUUAAAGGAAGAUAACAAGUGAGCAGGUGCCAUGAGACAUUGCCGCUCUGGAAAGCUGGGCUGGUGUGGGCUGUGCUCCCAGAGGCCUCUCCCGCAUGGACACAGAUGAGGAAGCCCACGGCACUCAGCCUUCUAACACCAAGGUCUGUGCUGACUUCUGGGACGCUGCUCAGGCAAAAU
Ochotona princeps (American pika) is the source of this 903-nucleotide messenger RNA. RefSeq names its product very-long-chain 3-oxoacyl-CoA reductase-B-like. Gene Ontology annotation, cellular component: endoplasmic reticulum. The transcript has 6 exons. NCBI's taxonomy places the organism in Eukaryota, Metazoa, Chordata, Mammalia, Lagomorpha, Ochotonidae. Gene Ontology annotation, molecular function: oxidoreductase activity. Bases 266 to 745 code for a protein of 159 amino acids. The record is from RefSeq and is a predicted model, not a curated record.